AAAGCUCACCCAUGAAUGGACAAAACAUUGCAAACUCUUCCCAGAAAGAUCCCCAGGCUGGUAUUCAGUCCAGCGACCUUCUUGCUGAGAGGCAUCAGCUUAAGCUUUAAAAGCUUGGCUAAAAUGGUUGACGUUGUUUCACCACAAACAAUACCAUCAGAAAAUGAGGUUCACAUAGCAAGGAGCUUCCUCACCAAGAUUUUACGAAGCUCUAUGAGGAAAAACCACUUCAGGGGGAAAAAUGAUCCAGGCUUGCGGCCUCAUUCCUGGCAUGCUUCCAAGCUGACAGAAGAAGCCGGGUGUGAAGCCACUCCAGCAAAACAUGACGCAAGGCCAAAAGAGUCAUCUCCUCAAGGAGACCAGAGGACCCAGUCAACAGAUCGAAGCUCAGUGAACAAUAUGGAGAGGUUUGAACAUUUCUCCAAUCCUUUCUCUCCAGGUCAGCUUGCCCCACAUAAAUAUGUUGGCAGUGCUGACCAGCUGCAUGGCUCAGGAGGCAAGAGAAAUGCAGGGUUCAGCUGCUUCUCCAGCAGCUCCAGCCCUACUGUUCACAGCUCCAGCAUGUCUGUUAGGAAGGGUACAAGUGCUGAAAACAUUUUCUUUAAGGGCCUUCAGAGUGAAGAAUUUCAGCAGAGUGAGAGGCACAGGUACCUGCAGCCAGCUCUUGGGAAUGGAGGCUGGGAGGAGUCACAGUUCGAGGAGCAGCCUGCAUCUCAGGUUUCCAAUGCAGGGAGACCCAGUGUUGGCCCAGUGAGGCAGGUACCAGAGAAGAAAAGGUCCCAGUCACCUCCUCCCCCUCCCCCUCCCCUCCGCAGUGAUAGCUUUGCCGCCACAAAGGUGUUCCCUUAUUCUGAAGGGCCGUCAGCUCCAACAAAGAAUCAAGGCCGAUGUUUUGAAAAACUGACAGAAAACAAACAAAACUGCCUUAGAUUUCAGAACCACAACCAACUGCACCCCAACAAACUCUUCUCCUUGUCCAGCAGUGACAUUAGCCAGUCUCAUUACACCCAACUACCUGCUCACCUGAGGCAAUGCAGCGAUGAAAGUCCUUUCCACCUGCAGACCAGGACUGCUCCUCCCACAAAGACACAAAGUGUUGGAAGCUACUAUCGCAGCCUUCAAGAUCUGCCCACCAAUGCUUUUAGUCACAAACAGGUUCGCCACUCCACAGCAUUUAUGGCAGCCUGUGCUCCAAACACAAGUCCAGAGAGUGAGGGACACAGCAGAUAUUAUGGUCUGGCAGGUAAACAUCCAGUCCUGUUCAUUGAGCAUAUGGCCAGGCAGAGCAAAUCACAUGGUUGGAGGGGGGAGACAGAGAAACCCUUUUGGGUGAACAGCAGUGAAGUAGGUUUCUCAAGUUUACUAAAGACAAACUUUAAAGCGAAGUACCCUGGACUCCAGUCCCAGAUACCCCACAGUGAAAAUAAAGAGCACAAUGCCAGUUCACAUGCAGGGAAUGGUCUUCACUAUGAAAACCAGACCUAUGAAGAUUCUAUUCAAAGCCACAGCCAAGAAGAUUCACUAAAGGGAUACUUUGAUAUGAAAAGGUUAUAUCCAACAAAUCAGAAUAAUGAUCAUAAGCUUAGUUUUUCAAGACUCCAAGACCCUUGGAUACCUCAAGAAGACCACAGAAUAUCUCCCCUAAAAACUCCACUUUUGCACUCCUUGACCCAAGAGAGCAGGAGUCUAGUCGAGAAGCAAUCGGCAGCUUUAACAACGUCAGUUAUGUCCAUCGAGGAGGUUGGUGAUACCAUGACCACUAGCAGUGGAAAAUUAAAUCGUCGCAGUGACCGUUAUGCCACCACCCUUCGUAAAGAGAUCCAGCAGAAGAGAGCACAGCUGCAGAAGAGUCGCAGUGCUGCAACCCUAACUCAUGAGGCAGAGGACAAGGAUGUAAAUGAGUGGAGAUUCGCAGAGGCUUCCUCAAAUACCUACAAGGAUAAUUUAAAGGAGGCACAAGCAAGGGUCCUCCAGGCCACCUCCUUCCAAAGACGAGACCUUGAGCCCCUGGGUCCAGAGGGAUCAAUUCUCAAAGCAUCCAAUGAACACAUUAAAGGACAUAAACGGUUCCACCCAGCCAAAAGGACACACUCCUUCUCAGAGCCUGAUAAAAUUGACAAAGUAGGAGUGGAAGAAAAAUCCCAAACCAUCUUGGAUUCAGAAAGGAAAUUCUCUGAGACCAAAACAACACUUUCCAGGCCUGUGAUGCAGUUAGCUCCUGGUCCAAACCUGAGCACAAAUCUUGAUGAAUCAAACAAACCAAAAGAGAUAUCUCCCUCCAGUGAUCCUGAGGAAACUCACCAAACCACAGACCCCAACCAUCUAAGUCCUUGGCAUAAACAGGUCUUACUGGAGCAACAGAGGUUGGGGACCUUUGCUGAGUACCAGGCCACAUGGAGCAAGCAGAAGAAGCCAUCAGACGCCAAAACACAAGGAAGAUAUCACUCAGCGGAGAACAUCCUUGAUGCAAGUGAAGAUGAGAAGGCCAUCUGUGUCCAUGAGAGGUCCAGAUCUUCACCUUCUGCAGAUUUUUAUGCACAGAAUAUUCACUCUCAGUGGAUAGAUCCUGAGGAACAGCCAAGCAGUUUAACCUCCAGAGAAAAGGUUGAGAGCAGGUCAUCUGACCACAGCCCACAGUCGGUCACGUCAGUCCAAAGAACUGAGGGGUUUGUUCCAGGCCUCCCUGACCACAGGACCAAAUGUGACCGUGCUGGUUCCUCCCACACCACACUCUCCUCUGGAUGUCGUAGCAUCAGCCCCAACCCUGAUUCCAAGCAGCCACAAACCCAAAGCCUGCUGCCACCACCCAGGCCCCAUUUAGGUCCAGAAACCACAUCCUCUUCCCAGGAAUACCUCAGUGGCGCCCAGUCGGACCAGGCAGCACUCCAGCCUCUGUCCAUCUCUGGUUCUGACAGCCAGCACCAUGCAGAUGUGCAUCUGCAUACUGCUGGCUCCACCCAGACCAGUUUCUCCAACCUUAAAUCAAAAUCUGGACCAGACCUGAGUGUAGAAACCAAGGAGGAGAAGGAACAACCAGAACUACCGUCUUCUUCUCCAUCAUCCUCUUUGACAAAUCUGUCGCAAUUUCCUUCCCUUCUGUUUGUGCCCCUCAGGCUGACCAACAAACCACCAGCCGUGUCCGUGCAGGAUGACUCACAUCUCAGGUCAGAAACAGAACCUCAUGUCCUAGCAGUGAUGGAUGUAAACAGUCCAGUAACAGUAAAGAAGGUCCCCGUCAGAAUUAUCCACAAUGAAAGCAGCUCAGGUCAAGAGGGACAAGUCCACCUGCAUCAGAGCAGUAAGGCCUGCAGCAUCCCUGAACCUUCGCUCCACAUCUCUACUCAGAGCACCACAGAACACCCAGUUUCAUCCUCAUUCCUCACCGCCACUUGCCAACCUGAACAGGAACCAGAACAUGGUUCAGAGUUGAGUCAGGAGUCCAGGUCAGCUGAUGACCAGCAUCUUGAGGAUGAGGCCAAGAGAGAAGAGCUGGCCAGGGACAUCAUGGACAAAGACAAGUCUCUGGUGGAGAUCCUGGAUCAAAGUGGAAGGAAAACUACCAUGGACCUGAUGGAGGGACUCUUUCCCCCAGAGGAGAUGAUCUUGGAGGGGGCCCAACAGCGGAGGAGGGCAUCUGCAGUGUCCAGGCUGCCCACCUCAAACAGGAGGGAGGAAGAGGAUGUGUCUUUAUCAGCCUCAGUCUCCCUGGUCCCCAGCUCCUCCUACUACAACACAUCUGCUCCCAAAGCCGAGCUCCUCAUCAAGAUGAAGGACAUGCAGAAGCAGCUGGAGGAGCAGGACUCCGAGGAUGAGCGGGAUGUGGACCUGGCCAGUAAAAAGCAAGAGUUAAUCUCCAGCCUGGCGAGGAAACUGGAGGUGCUGCGGGAGGCGCAGCAGAGCUUGCAGGAGGACAUGGAGGACAACGAGGCUCUGGGUCGGGACGUGGAGGCUACCGUACAACGUCUCUGCCAGCCCAACCAGCUCGAGAAGUUCUGCAUGUUUGUGGGUGACCUGGAUAAGGUGGUGAGCCUGCUACUGUCACUGUCAGGGCGACUUGCUCGAGUGGAGAAUGCCCUCAAUAGCCUGGAGUAUGAAGCUCCACCAGAGGAGAAGCGAACCCUGACAGAGAAACGGAAGCUGCUGAUGAGGCAGCACGAUGAUGCCAAGGAACUGAAGGAGAACCUGGACCGUCGGGAGCGUCUGGUGUCCAUCAUCAUGGAGACCAAGCUGGAUGCAGGGAGCCUGGACGACUACAGACACUUUGUGAAGAUGAAGUCUGCGCUCAUUAUUGAGCAGCGAAAGCUGGAAGACAAGAUCAAGCUGGGUGAGGAGCAGCUGAAGUGCCUGAUAGAAAGUCUGCCGCUGGAGCAGAGGCCCCUGCUGUGAUUUAAAACCAGAUGAAAAGGAGGAAUUCUUACUUGUGAAGAGAUAAUUUGAAUUUUUGAUAUGAAUGUAAAAUAUUGUUGAGUUAGGUUUAGAGCUCAAAUUAAGUUGUUUGUCAAAAAUUAUUGCAACCGGAUUUAAAAUGUUUUUUCUGCUUCAAAAGACUGUUGUGUUCUAGUUUGUGAGUAAUCUUUAAUGUUUGUUCUGAUUUGAAAGAGCAAAACUGAGAGAAUAAACAAAAUGCAGAAUGCAGGAUACUCAAACGUUUUUAACUGCCUAAAGAAAACAGAUUGGCAGUAUAUGGAGCAAUCUCAUUCAUUAUUUCUCCCCUUUAAUUGUUCAGAUUAGAAAACGUUUGGAAGCUAUUAAAGAGUCAAGAUACAGUAUAUUUAAUGUGUCAGAUGCAUUGAAACUGUACAUAAAAUGUUUAAUCUAUAUUCAUUUUGCGAACAAAUAUUUCUUUUGUUGUAUUUUUGUUGAAUUGUUCUUUAUUUAUAGCAUCAAAGACGCUUAUCUCUUUAUGGACCAUCAUGUUCUGGAUUCAAAUCAACCCAUCUUAAAGAUACAGAUGAGAUCAAAGGAGCUGGUUAAAAAAACAAAUUUUAUAUUCCUGACUUUAUUUCUUUACAUCUUGCAAUUUCUCUUGUUUCUGUUGUUUCAUGAGCUUUUUCUCUCCUGUAAGAUGUGUAUGUUUUAUCACCAGGUGACAUUAAUAUUUAAUUAAGUAAUUUAUUGUAGCCUUUUAAAGACAUGUAUAAAGAAAUUCAGAUUGUUUCCCUUUUAAUAUAUUUCAGUAAUUUUGUUUCUCUUAUGAUUGUUUAUUAAACUGUUAAAAUCUGGUUUAGAUACA
Austrofundulus limnaeus is the source of this 5233-nucleotide messenger RNA. It is a transcript of the gene shroom2b, whose product is annotated as shroom family member 2b. Gene Ontology annotation, cellular component: apical plasma membrane; cortical actin cytoskeleton; apical junction complex. The transcript has 11 exons. Gene Ontology annotation, biological process: actin filament organization. Gene Ontology annotation, molecular function: actin filament binding. Bases 16 to 4386 code for a protein of 1456 amino acids. Lineage: Eukaryota; Metazoa; Chordata; Actinopteri; Cyprinodontiformes; Rivulidae. The record is from RefSeq and is a predicted model, not a curated record.